UCAUAAAUCUUUCUUCAUACAAUAACGAAACUUAGGUUUCAAUAGUAACGAAACUAAAAUAAUUGCACAAAAGUAAUUUAAAAGAGAAAGCGUAUAAUUAGUCUGCCAUUCACUGACAGCUAAGAAGGACGUUUAACAGAUCCAGCCAGGAUGAGAGCAUAUAUAUUACUUUUCGCAUUCUUGGUUUUCAUCUAUUCGUCAUCUUCCUUUCGACUAAGAAGAAGAACCUUCCGUCGAUUCAGAUUUAGCAUUCGAAGAUUGGAUAACUGUAUGAAGAAAGCUUUGUUCGGGUUUAGAAAGACAGAGUUUUUGAAGAACACUGAAUAUAACGUUUGUAGCAGAAAAUAUUCCAAGGAUGAAUAUUUGAAAGCAAUUAACCUGAAGAAUAUUAUUGAUAAAUCUGCUAAAAAGUACAUUGAAAACCAUCAAACUUGUUCAGCAUCACACAAACAUUUACGUAAUUACUUCAAACGAGAUUUGGCUACCGUUCAAAGAAAAUUUUCACACAUUUUUGGAACAAGGGUUACAGAGUUAUAUUGUAAUGAGAAAGGACACGAAGAAAUGAAUACAUUAUCCAUGUGCAGGGAAUGCGCAUAUCGCAUAACCUUACCAGAAUCAUAUUAUCCACGAUUCCAUUUUCACUUUACUUGUGACAAUGCUGGAAAUUACGCUUGUUUGAUUGGAGAAGGCACGUGUACAGAAAAUGUUUCGCGUAAAACUAUCUUAUUCGACAAAGAUGAGGUCGGCUUCGACAAUUUAAAUCGAUGGAAAAAUCGCCAGAUUGAUUUUACUAAUUCCUGCUCCUGUCAGAUAAUUAAAAAUAGUAUGUUCGCUCGAUAUGUUUGACAUAUUUUCUGUGUUUGUAGGUAGUUUAUUUGGGUUAUUUGCCUUAUUUCUUUGUAAUACAGUCCAAUUAUUUAGGAUUAAAUAAUAUCGAAAUACAAGUUCUUGAUUUA
Messenger RNA from Hydractinia symbiolongicarpus, 956 nucleotides. RefSeq lists its product as uncharacterized. The transcript is spliced from 4 exons. The coding region runs from base 151 to 846 and encodes 231 amino acids. The record is from RefSeq and is a predicted model, not a curated record. NCBI's taxonomy places the organism in Eukaryota, Metazoa, Cnidaria, Hydrozoa, Anthoathecata, Hydractiniidae.